This is a messenger RNA of Camelina sativa (false flax), 834 nucleotides long. Lineage: Eukaryota; Viridiplantae; Streptophyta; Magnoliopsida; Brassicales; Brassicaceae. The record is from RefSeq and is a predicted model, not a curated record.
AUGACCUUACCUCAAGGAUAUACACCGACUUCUGGCGUUCUACCACCAAAUUCGGUUUGUAAGCUUCACAAGUCGCUUUAUGGCCUGAAGCAAGCCUCGCGGCAAUGGUAUAAAUGCUUAUCUCAGGCGCUUCUUGAUGAGGGUUUUGACCAAUAUCCUGCUGACAAUACACUGUUUGUUGAAGAAACUAACACAUCAUAUACAACAGUGUUGGUUUAUGUGGAUGAUAUACUAAUUGUCAGUAACAAUGAUGGAGCUGUUGCGAGCAUCAAGGCUGCUCUUGCUAAGAAAUUCAAGACUAAGGAUCUAGGUCCGGCUCGAUUCUUCUUAGGAUUGGAUAUUGCUCGUAAUGCAGAUGGAAUCUCUGUUUGUCAGAGGAAGUAUUGUUUGGAUCUGCUAGUUGAUUCUGGUCUGCUUGGUUGUAAACCAAAGUCCACCCCAAUGGACUACAAGAAAACACUCAAUAAGGAUUCAGGUAUUUUACUCUCUGAUGGUAUACCUUACAGGGAGAUUAUUGGUCGAUUGCUGUAUUUGUGCAUUACACGACCAUAUAUCACCUUUGCUGUGAAUCGUUUGAGUCAGUAUUUGUCUUGUCCAACUGAUCUGCACUAUAAAGCGGCUCUGCGCAUUCUGAAGUAUCUGAAGAACAAUCCGGGACAAGGCUUGUUUUACUCUGCUCAUAUAGACAUCUGUCUGAAUGGCUUUUCUGAUGUUGAUUGGGGGACGUGCCUGGAGAGCCGACGUUCUAUAACUGGUAUGCACGUCUUUCUUGGAACUUCACUGAUAUCCUGGAAAUCUAAGAAGCAAGAUGUUGUGAGUAGUAGUAGCACAUAA